AUGUCAACGCCACACCGUUCGUACGAAAUUCAGAAGAAUGAGACCGAGAAGGUCUCAAUCAAGAUAGCCGAAGCCCGCUGCGAGGCUGAGAAUCUACCCCUGACGACAUGGGCAUCGUCUUUCGUGCUGUCAGAUACACUGUACAGCCUGAAAGUUGACGCUGCGAAAUUGCGAGACACCGCUCAGGAGGAAUACUCCAUUCUGGAACUCGGUGCUGGCACGGGCCUCACCGGGCUCAGCGCCGCAGUGAUCUGGGGCGGAAAUGCAUUGCUAACUGAGCUUCCUGGCAUUGUACCGGGUCUACAAAUGAACAUUAACCUUAACGAGGAUAUGCUCAAAGCUGGGAACAUAAAGGCUGCUUGUGGUGCACUGGACUGGAAUUCUCCGGAAGUGGUUCAUAUUAGUCAACCAGACGGGACGACGAAGUCUGUGAGCACCAAGGACGGCUUCUCGAUCAUCCUUGCCGCUGACACUAUGUACACCGAGGAUCAUCCUGAGUUGCUCUCGGAUUCUAUUGCGAAAUGCCUGCGACGAGCGCCUCAUGCCAGAGCCAUUAUUUGUCAUCCUUUGAGGGUAGCAUAUUUGGACCACAUUAGAGAAUUCUGGGAGAAAAUGGAGCUUCUGGGGCUAGUGGUUGAUGAAGAGGGCCGAAAAGAGCUCGAUUUGACCAACUGGGAUGAUGAACGGUUGCAGGAAUGGAGCAGUUGGAAGUGGAAAUCUCUAUAG
This is a messenger RNA of Clonostachys rhizophaga, 726 nucleotides long. The record is from the annotation of a GenBank genome assembly. Lineage: Eukaryota; Fungi; Ascomycota; Sordariomycetes; Hypocreales; Bionectriaceae.